AUGGACACCUCGAGGUGCGCGGACUACGUCGACAAAUUCAAGGAAGAGGUUGCCAACCGCAUGAAGGAGUACAGAAUCGCACUCUUGCAACACAUGAAGAGCGAGUCGGCGCGUUCCAUGAAUGAACGGCUGCAGAGCAUGCUCUUGCAGGAGAACGCCAUGGCCCGCUCGGUACAGAAGAUCAUGAUCGACGAGCUUAUGGCAGUUUUCCGCGAGACUUUCACUAAUAACUCCAAGCUUCAGGACGCCGCAAUCACUGCCGCCAUUGCAGAAGUUGCAGGUGAAACCGUAAAACGCGACCCUGUUUCCACCUUCUUCAACGACGGGCUGGCGUCCUUCCGCAGCGACAAACCUUCGGAAAUUGUUAAACGUUGCACCGCCGCAUUCGAAGCGCGCGAGAAGGAAUUCUUGGACGCAUUCAGCAUCGGAGAAGCCGAGGCUGCGGAGGUCGGCGCCCUGGCCAAGCAGUGCCAGGACGGCAACGGCAUGGACCUAACGCGCCUCUCCGAGGAGCAGCUGCAGCGCGCUCAGAAGCUGUUCGACACAUUCAACCACAGGUUUGGUUAUUAUGUCCCCAGCGUCCCAGGCACUGUGGGCGCAAUGGCCAAAGAGGGUGAAGCCUUCAUCGACGAGGUCAACAAAGAGGUGAGCCUGUAUGCCCAGGAAAUCAAUCGUUCGCGGCUCGGUGCAUUUUUGCGUGCCUUCGCCUAG
Molecule: messenger RNA, 711 nt
Organism: Babesia ovata
Lineage: Eukaryota; Apicomplexa; Aconoidasida; Piroplasmida; Babesiidae
Product: BT1 folate biopterin transporter family related protein
Exons: 4
Coding region: 1-711 (236 amino acids)
Source: RefSeq, a predicted model, not a curated record